Medioppia subpectinata is the source of this 2150-nucleotide messenger RNA. The record is from the annotation of a GenBank genome assembly. NCBI's taxonomy places the organism in Eukaryota, Metazoa, Arthropoda, Arachnida, Sarcoptiformes, Oppiidae.
UCCUGGCGAUUCCUAAUGAAUUUACGGCAUUUGAAUUAACACAUGGAUCAUUAACCUACUUGGUCAAAGUUAAUGAAAUGUUUAAUGGGAUCAAAAAGCGACUUAAAGAUGAGCUAAGUAAACAUUGGCGGCUACUAACCGGCAUUAAUGAUACUGUGGUUGUCAGUGAUAAUGAUAAAAAGUAUGUGGAAAAUGAGCUAUAUACACUGGACGAGAUGUUCACCGAGAUAUAUUCGCUGUGGCUGUCUAAACAAACAUUUUGCCUAUUUUUCCAACCAAGUGAGACUAGCGCUCAGCGCCCGGAGACACUGGGUCCUAGUGCUAAAGGUUAUGACAUAAGGCUUAUGGUAAAUAAUGUGAAGAAUAUGACAAAAUUGGCCAUAAAUAAGGCUAAAAACGAGAUUAAAAUGUUGCGACGCGACGCAAAACUCGUGUUAACACGUGUUAAGUCAUUGGACGCCCAAAUCAUGAGCUAUAAGUCAUAUCAACGCGCGUUAAAAGAUGCGUUUUUAUUGACCAUGGCUGAUUUGCGUUAUCGAUUAGAUAAACAACAUGCUCUAUUGAAAUCAUUGAUUUUCCGAGAAAAUAAUACUAUAUUAAAUUACAACGACUAUGAGGAAAUAAAUAAAAACGAUACGUUAAUUAAUAUACAAAACUCUGUUUACGAUAUCAUAACCCAUACAACGGAUCAUAUGCUGGACCUGAAGGCAAAGGCGGACAACACUUACCACACAAUAAAGGCAUUGGAGGGCGAGUUGUCUCAACACAACUCAAAUGUCCAAAAAUUAAAAUCAAAAUUUUCAAACGUGAAGGAAGUGCUUAGGGAUGUAGUAAUGCAACAAAAGCUAAUACUGACUGAACGUAUGGUCAAUACAACCGAUGAUAACACAUCUGUAUUGAGAGAUGAAAUUAAUAUUAUUGACGAGAUUGAGACGGAAGUGAUUGGUAUGGCUUUGAUUAGGAGUUUUCGCAACAGUUUUUGCCACAAAUUGUUUGAUAGAUCGGAAGAGGAGGUCCGGCCAGUUGUGGACUCGGAUGGUCUGACAUUUCAAUAUAGGACACUACUGUCUAGAGUGAGGAAUAAAGUAAAAAUAGCUGUCAAUAACACAAUACGUGAUGUAAAAACACUUAAAAAUAAGGCUAAACAAGUGUUAACACGGGUUAAGUCAUUGGACGCGCAGAUUAUUAGUCUGAAGGCCUAUCAGAGACUCAUUAAAGAGAUGUUUAUUUCGCAGAUUUUUAGCUCUGAUAAUAAUGAACAGAAUAUUCUAUUUGAAAACGAGUUAAAUUUAAUCAAAGAUUAUUUAUGGCGAGCCAAUGAUCUGGAGCUACAGGCGCUGGAUUGGGGUGUUAACAAUGAUUACAUGUUUGGAUUUUGUCCGGCAUUAUUAAUAUAUGGUCGCGGAGAUGGUUAUGCAGUUAUUAGUAAAUGCAAUGAAACUUUACCUGCAAACAAUCAAGAUCUACAAACAAGGCAUGAAAAUCAUAUAUUACUUGACAUACAAAACAGCAUUCAGGAGAUGAUCAACAAAACCGAUGACCGCAUGAAAAACAUGAAACAAAAAGCGGACAAUACUUACGACACCAUAAAGGCAUUGGAGGGCGAGUUGUCUCAACACAAAGCAAAUGUCCAUAAAUUGAAAACAAAGUUCGCAAACGUUAUGGAAGUGUUUAGGGAUGAGGGGGAGAGACAGAGGCAGAUACUGACCGAUCGGAUGGACAAUACCACCGCUGAAGACACCCCUGUAUUGGAGGCUGAGAUCGAGAUAAUGAAUGACAUAUUGUUUGAAUCACUAAAUCUGGAGCUAAUUAGGAGUCUUAGCGAAACGUAUUGUAAGUUACCCUUUAUUGUAGAGAAGGCUGAGCCCCGACCGGUGCUGGACUUUCGUGUCCUGACACCCGAAACUAUGGCACUGAUAGCCGAGGCCAGGAUUAGGAUGGAAAUGGCCAUAAAUCAUACAAUACAUGAUACAAAUAUAUUGAGAAAUGAGGCAAAACAUGCGUUAAUAAGUGUGAAGUCAUUGGACGCACAGAUUAUGAAUUUGAAGGCUUAUCAGAGAAUUAUUCAAGAGAUAGCUGAUGAACUAGAGCUACAAGUGCUGGACUGGGAUUGUGUGCCGUUGGCCGCGGAGAUGGCUAUGGCAAACAUA